AUUUCCUUAAAAUAGCAUACAAGAGCAGCCACGUUACAUACGACUCCACUCAUCUCAUUCCACCCCAUUCACUCUGAACCCCCAACUUGAACCACAACCCAUGUCCCCGUCAUCUCACAUCCUCAUCCUAGGUACCCUCCUGGUCUGGCUCUCCGGCGUUCCUCAUGCGCUUGGCAGCACCCCAAUGCUUGUCCCCAUCCUCCGCACACUCCCCAUCUUCCGCAAACCCGCAGAGAGCUUCGCAGCCGAUUCCACCGAUGACUCUGGCGCGGACGCAGUCGUCGAUGCUAACGAAAAAGGCGGCGAAGCAUUAUGGGCGGGCAGUCGAAUGGGUCCUGUUACCGGAUUCCAAACGAACUCCUGCGUCGUUUUUGCAGGUGGCAUUCAGCUGUUCAGCGACAAAUAUGCGAGGAAGGGACUUCCUUCUGGGACACCGUCAGGAAACUCGCAGUUUAGGGAUGUUGCGGCGGGGUUUUCCAGGAAAGCCGUACGCUGCGUAUUGAUUCGAGCUGGCACUUUUCGCGAGGUGAUAUUUUUUUCCACACCAAAUUGCCAAUAGACCUUGCUUCACAAGGUAGAUCUUAGGUGGCAAUCUGCUGGCAUUGCAAAUAUUAUCUGUUCGAAAGGGGGGAUAAGUCCUUCAC
Molecule: messenger RNA, 644 nt
Organism: Suillus paluster
Lineage: Eukaryota; Fungi; Basidiomycota; Agaricomycetes; Boletales; Suillaceae
Exons: 2
Coding region: 101-559 (152 amino acids)
Source: RefSeq, a predicted model, not a curated record